UGUGGAUGCCGUCCCUUAUGUUCCAGCGGGAUUUACAGCCCAGAAUCGACCACCAUCGGAUGUAACGGCGUUGUAUCGAAGUUACCCGCCGCAACCCGAUCUGCCUCGAGCUUAUCACCUGUUGCCCAGCGCUGCAGCCAAAGCACAGAAAGAAAAAAUUGCUGGCAGCGAGUCGACCGCGGGUAACCAGGCAACCGGGGAGAGGGUGCAAGCAAACGACUCCUCCGGAUCAUCCGUGGAAUUAUCUGACGACGCACCUCUAAUUCCCCAGCCGCGCCGGGAAAUGCGGAAACGCAAAGCCAGCACCGCUGACCUCGCCGGUCCUUCGUCUUCUUUGCCCAGCCCCCAGCGCCAGAGGGUAGCCGAAGUGCCCCCCACCGGGAAUGAUGCACCAGAAAUCAGACCCACAGAAGCUGAUAGGGCGGACCCGUCGCCUUCUCAUACAGAUGAUGUAACAAUCGCCGUGGCGGGCACUGUAUCGGGGCAGCUCGCGCCCUCGACUGAAACAGCUCCACCGCCAGCAGUGGGUGCUGCGGCGAUCGCCACGCCAGCGCUGCCAGUCCCCUCGACUUGUACACCUGCACCUCCGGCCACGAGUAGUGUGGUGAGGAAACCCCUGAAGCUGGUGUUGAGGAAACCAACAAUGAUCCGAUCCCAAGUAUCAACAGCUGCGGUUACGCCGGAACUCGAGUUGGCUUCACCAGCCCCCGAGCCUUCGCCCGAGCAAGCCAACGCGCCGGAGCCAGCAGAGAGGGCAGAUGUAGCCCUGCCAGGCUCACCGCUGCCCGAGCUCCAGCACGCGGAACUCGAAGCCGCUGGUGAUGAGCAAGUCGAGGCCGCCGUUACCAUACCCGCCGAAGUUGCCGAAAUCACACCGCCGUCAGUCUUGGAGGGUGCGGGUGCUUCUAACGAAGCAACCGUGCUGCCAACUCCUGGAGGAGAGAACGAUGACACACUCCAAAUGAUGCACCUCCCAAGGGACGACCUGAGCCGCAUGCGUCAAAUAAUCAACAUUGCGAUCGAUAAGUUUGCCCUGGAUAUGAGCCAAAAAGCUGAUGAGCGGGCAGUGAAGCUGGAGGAGUCCACCAGGCGUAUCAACGAGCUAAUGCAGGAGCGGGUCGGCUUCGAGCAAACCAUCACCGAGCUCCAAGGCCGACUCAAGGAGCAGCGGAAAGCCCAUCAAGAUGAAGUCGAGAACCUGCGGAAAGUGAUGGCCGACACGGAGAAGCAGUUCGUCGACUGUCUCCAGCAGAUCAAGACUUUGGGCGAAGAAAGAGAGCAGCACCAGAAAGAACUCGAUGAUUUGAAGAUGGCGGCCCAGGAACUUGUAGAGAUGGUGGACCCUCGGGAAGACGGCACUGAAGACGGGCCACCACUACUAGAUCGACUUCGCGGGGCGCCGCAAAAGAUCCUCAACUUUAUCACCGAGUCGGCCACAUCAUACGUGGGUCAUGCUCUGGGCCUUGUGAAGUCCUUCUGGCCAAAGGCUCGGCUAGAAGUACUCGCGGAGGGUGUAGCUGCUGAUUGUACUGACGAAAACUUCCGCGAGUAUUUGCUAGAGGUCCGGCCGGUGGCUGAAAAAAUUGUGGGAGACAUGGUCCAGGAUUGAACCGUUAGUGUACAUGACUUUGUAAUAUAAGAAACUACCUUUGUUCUCUUGUAGACGUAUAUGAAGUCUAA
Molecule: messenger RNA, 1680 nt
Organism: Panicum hallii
Lineage: Eukaryota; Viridiplantae; Streptophyta; Magnoliopsida; Poales; Poaceae
Product: translation initiation factor IF-2-like
Exons: 7
Coding region: 284-1609 (441 amino acids)
Source: RefSeq, a predicted model, not a curated record